UUCACAUUGUUAUGAAAUUUAAGCAAUAAAUUUCAUUGGGGUAGUCCCUUGGCAAGACUCAGAGUGUGUGAGGCUGUACAGGAAGUUCUUUUGUAGGCUCUAUAAAUAUCUGGUCAAACAGACAGUAAUCUCUCUCCCUCUUCUUCAGAUUUCUGCACGCCUUGGAUCCAUGCUCCUAAUCAGCUUAUGAGCUUUCCUUGACCUACGCUUCUUUUCCUAAUGCGUGUCUGACUAUGGCUGUCCUCAAAGUCAAAUUCACCAAAACCAAGCGGGACAAAUUGGCUCAGAUCUUAUGGAUCCUCAACUGGGUUUCUGUAGUGAGUGGGAUCAUUCUCUUCAGUCUUGGCCUCUUUCUGAAAAUAGAGAUCAAGAAGCGCAAUGAAGUGAUGGCAAAAGGGGACAUUAACUCUGUCCCCAACAUGCUGAUCUCUGUAGGGGUCAUAGCAUGUAUCAUCAACUUUCUGGGUGGCAAAAUCUGCUAUGACUGCUCAGAUGCAAACAAGUUCUCUCGAUGGAAACUAGUAAUGCUGCCAUACAUCGUAUGUACCUUCUGUUUUACCUUCUGUAUCCUGGUGGGUGCUCUCAUGUGCUAUACCAUGAGGAACGAGCUGGAAGAGUCUCUCUAUCUGGGACUGAGGGAUGCCAUUAAGUUCUAUAAAGACACAGAUAUACCUGGGCGAUGUUUCUUAAAGAAAACAGUGGAUUUGUUACAAAUUGGAUUCCGUUGCUGUGGAAACAAUGGCUUUAGAGACUGGUUUGAAAUUCAGUGGGUAUCUCCUCGGUAUCUGAAUAUGGCUUCCAAGGAGGUUCUGGACCGUCUGAAGAGCAACGUUGAUGGGAAGUUCUUGGUGGAUGGAGUCCCCUUCAGCUGCUGCAACCCCAGCUCCCCACGGCCCUGCAUCCAGUACCAGCUGACAAACAACAGUGCUCACUACAACUACGAUUUCCUCACAGAGGAGCUCAACAUCUGGAUGAAGGGGUGCAGAGAGGCUCUGCUGGAUUACUACACCGGAAUCAUGAGAUCCAUUGGCAUCGCAGCAUUGCUUAUUUGGUUAUUUGAGCUCUCUGUACUGAUUGGUGUCCGGUACCUACAAACAGCCAUGAAGAAUGUCCUUCUGCUAGGAGAUCUGGAGGGUGAAUCAGAUGGUUGGUUACUAGAAAACAGUUUUGUGGAAACUGCCAAAUACAACAUCAACAUCAUUAAGAAUCUCAGCAAAGCCAACCAGAUCUCCACUGUCUCAGGCAUGAAUGACCCCAACAUUAACGUUCAAAACACAGACUGUGACAAAACUAAUAUUACAACAAAAUCUAUCCCUGCAGCUAGGUAGGCAAAUCUUCC
Messenger RNA from Lonchura striata (white-rumped munia), 1339 nucleotides. Its product is annotated as photoreceptor outer segment membrane glycoprotein 2. Lineage: Eukaryota; Metazoa; Chordata; Aves; Passeriformes; Estrildidae. The record is from RefSeq and is a predicted model, not a curated record. Gene Ontology annotation, cellular component: plasma membrane. Gene Ontology annotation, biological process: visual perception.